Molecule: messenger RNA, 1844 nt
Organism: Selaginella moellendorffii
Lineage: Eukaryota; Viridiplantae; Streptophyta; Lycopodiopsida; Selaginellales; Selaginellaceae
Exons: 6
Coding region: 301-1707 (468 amino acids)
Biological process (GO): lipid catabolic process
Source: RefSeq, a predicted model, not a curated record
UUUUCUUCCGGAGAGAGAUAUUCCAGAGCGCUCACGAGAAUCAUGCUGGAGCAGCGUCUCGAUCGAUCGGAGCUCCAUGGAGUGAAUGCGUCCAUCCCGCUCGAUCAGGUAUGGAGGAGCUAGGCAGGAUCCAGUGGAAGCAGCCGUGGCGGCGGCGGUGGCGGCGAGAUCUCGCCUCUCUCGUAUCUGGGUUGUGCCACGGCGGCGCUAGAGCUCACGGGGGAUUGAUGGACGAGGAGGAGGCCAAUCGAAUCCGGCAGGAAGAAGACGAGGCGAUGGUAAUUUGAUCCAUGGCUGAGAAUGGGAGGGAUUAUCGGAGUCCCGGUGAUCGAGUGCGUCUACUUGGCUGGCUGUGCGCACUGGGCUUGGAAGCGCUGCAUUCGAUCCGGAGAAGACGAUAGUCGAGGCUGGGCCGAGGCCGAGUUUGAGGAUUUCAAGCCGGUUCCACACAUGUGUCGUCUCGUUCUCGCGGUUUACGAGAAAGACCUCGCGAAUCCACGCUGGGCUCCUCCGGGUGGCUAUGGAAUCAAGCUCCAGGACGUGGUGAAGAGAGUGAGCUACAAGGACACGCGCGGCAAAGCGCCACCUUAUCUGAUCUACUUGGAUCGCGAGAACUGCGACAUUGUCAUGGCGAUCCGGGGCUUGAAUCUCGUCAAGGAGAGCGACUACGCGGUGCUACUGGACAACAAGCUGGGAAAGCAGAUGUUCGAGGGUGGCUACGUCCACCAUGGAUUGCUCAAGUCGGCGGCCUGGGUUCUCAACAAGGAGGUGAAGCUUCUCAAGCAGCUCGUUGUGGAGAAUCCUUCGUUCACGCUCACUUGCACGGGGCACUCGCUGGGAUCCGGGGUUGCGGCUCUUCUCACGGUUUUGAUCGUCAAGAACAGGAACUUGGUGGGAAACAUUGCGAAGGAGAAGAUCAGGUGCUAUGCGAUCGCUCCUGCGAGAUGCAUGUCGUUGAAUCUGGCUGUGAGGUACGCCGACGUGAUCAACUCCGUGAUUCUCCAGGAUGAUUUUCUUCCCAGGACUGCGACGCCUCUAGAGGACAUGUUCAAGUCCCUCUUCUGCUUGCCGUGCUUGCUUUGCAUCAUUUGCGUUCGAGACACCUUCCUCUCGGAGGCCAAGAUGCUCAAAGAUCCCCGAAGGCUCUACACUCCCGGAAGAAUCUAUCACAUAGUGGAGCGCAAAGUUUGCAGGUGUGGAACAUAUCCUCCAGUCGUGAAGACCGCGGUUCCCGUGGACGGGAGAUUCGAGCGCAUAGUUUUGUCCAGCAGCGCUACCUCAGAUCACUCCAUCGUGUGGAUCCACAGAGAAGGUGCCAAGGCCUUGGAACUGAUGGAAGAAACAGCGACAAUGCAAUCUCCAACGCCCAACAAGAUGGUCCGGCAGCACUCGAUACAGGAAGAACACAUGGAACAAUACAAGGCCGCCAUGGAACGAGCAAAAACGCUUAACAUCCCCCACGCUCACGACUCUCCCUCGCAGUCCUACGGCACUUUCGACCACGUCUCCGUGGGAGACACCGACGAGAGCGACGCUGAGAACCAGGCCGAGAUCUCAAGGUCGCACUCGCCAUCGCCAGACGAGGAAGACGAGGAAGAAGAAGACUCAGCCGAAGUGAGCGAGGAGGAAAGCCUGGACAAGUGGAAGAAGUUCUUGCGAGAACUAUUUCCAAAGGAUCGAUACGAGAGACUGCUAAGCACAGGCUGAAAGUCUUACUGCCGCGGUUCUUACUUUGAUACUCUUCGCGAUGGUCCUACGUUUUUGUUGUACAUUGUCACAGGACCACAACUAUUUUGGAAGAACAAGCUUCCAUAGCUUUCUUCUCGAUCUAUAUCCUUCUUCCA